Tuber melanosporum (Perigord truffle) is the source of this 1084-nucleotide messenger RNA. RefSeq lists its product as uncharacterized. Lineage: Eukaryota; Fungi; Ascomycota; Pezizomycetes; Pezizales; Tuberaceae. Gene Ontology annotation, biological process: proteasome-mediated ubiquitin-dependent protein catabolic process. Bases 461 to 1084 code for a protein of 207 amino acids. Gene Ontology annotation, cellular component: nucleus; cytoplasm. The record is from RefSeq and is a predicted model, not a curated record. The transcript is spliced from 3 exons.
CCUCCCAUUUUAUCCUUUUCUUUCUUCCCUCUCUUCCCCUCCACCCCUCUUCCUUUCGUCUUUCUUUCUCCUCAACACCCACCCGGUUGGGUGCCCCGUCUGUUAUCCAGCAAAUAUGAGUCACCCAACAACUACCUCCUCGCGCAAUGCCCUUGGGGCGGACUGGGAGAAGAAGGUGGACCAGGUGAAAGUUUCUAAAACGUACGCCCUGGGCAGGCUUCUCCCCACUACUUUUUUAACCUUCAUCUUCCCCUCAUAAUACUGGGCAAAAUGAUGCGAUGUGUACAAGUUGGGAAUCUCUCCGAAAUUACCAUGUUAGAGAAUAUGUUAGCUUGAUUUCUGAUAAUGCCCUUGUUUGCUGUUGGCAUUUUAUUCUCUACUACUCCUUAUCUAUGGUAUGGAAUUUUAGCUGGAUCGAGUGGCUAAUCUUUGGGAUGGUAGGGACCUUAACACUCUGGUCAUGAAUUAUCUCAUUAUCGAGGGAUAUAAAUCCGCUGCGGUCAACUUCGCUCAGGAAGCGAAUAUGUCACAUCAGGUUGACCUUGAUUCCAGCCAAGAACGGGUUGAUAUUCGCCAUGCAAUCCAUCACGGGGAUAUCCAGACUGUAAUUGAAAGAAUCAAUGAGCUGCAUCCCGAACUUCUCGAGACGAACCUUCCUCUGCAUUUUUCACUCUUAAGACUCCAGCUUAUCGAAUUGAUUCGAAACUGCGCUCAAUCUCCCGAUGGUGACAUCUCCGAAGCAUUAGCAUUUGCUACCACUCAUCUAGCGCCUCGAGCGCCUGGUAAUUCAAAGUACUUGCAAGAUCUUGAACGCACAAUGGCGCUUCUAUGUUUCCCAAUGGAAAAUCUAGCUCCUCCCCUCGCAGAGCUGAUGGACCCAGCAUUGCGAAGACAAGUGGCGGAUAAAGUCAACGAAGCGAUUCUCGAAGUACAAGGCGUGCCAAAGGAAGCCAAGAUUCGCCGUUUAGUUAGGCUGAGGGCAUGGGCCGAACAAAGAAUGAGGAGUGAGCGCAGAGAUAUGCCUAAUAUGGACUUGGGGUUAGAUGUUGAGUCGCAAACAUCGGAUGAUGCGAUGGGGGCCUAA